This is a messenger RNA of Pseudocercospora fijiensis CIRAD86, 630 nucleotides long. RefSeq lists its product as uncharacterized. Gene Ontology annotation, biological process: transmembrane transport. The transcript is spliced from 2 exons. The annotation marks the transcript as partial. Gene Ontology annotation, cellular component: membrane. Gene Ontology annotation, molecular function: transmembrane transporter activity. NCBI's taxonomy places the organism in Eukaryota, Fungi, Ascomycota, Dothideomycetes, Mycosphaerellales, Mycosphaerellaceae. The record is from RefSeq and is a predicted model, not a curated record.
GAGAUGCUUGAAAGCACCGCUAUCGAGCCCUUUAUUGGCUCACUGUUCUAUAAGGCAACUGGUAGCCAGGCCGGAACAAGUGUCAUGGUCGCCAUCAUGAUCAUUCUUCUAUCGGUAAGCUGUGUGAGCCAACUAACAGCAGCCUCUCAACAGCUGUGGGCAUUCGCUCGCGAUGGCGGUCUACCCGGGUCUUCAUGGAUCUCGAAAGUGCCACGGAAGUGGGACAUUCCUAUACCGGCCAUCGUCGUCACCUUCAUAAUCACCUGCCUUCUAGCACUCAUCAACAUCGGAUCGAGCGUGGCUCUCAAUGCCUUCAACUCUCUCGCCUCGGUCUCGGUACUUUUCAGCUAUCUGAUGACCAUCAGCUGCGCCGUGAGCAGAAGGAUCUUAGGCCCGAACUUGCCGCCACGAAGAUGGUCACUGGGCAAAUGGGGAAUGCUCAUCAACAUCCUAUCGCUGAUAUUCAUCACACCGAUCCUAUUCUUUGACUUCUGGCCUUUGAUGCAGCCGGUGACGGCACAGAACUUCAAUUGGAGCUCGGUAAUGUUCGCUGGUGUGUCGACGAUAGCGGCAAUCAAUUAUGUGGUCAGCGCCAGGUUCGUUUAUACUGGUCCCGUCAACGAGGUGAAG